Talaromyces atroroseus is the source of this 1578-nucleotide messenger RNA. RefSeq lists its product as hypothetical. The record is from RefSeq and is a predicted model, not a curated record. Bases 1 to 1578 code for a protein of 525 amino acids. The transcript is spliced from 3 exons. Lineage: Eukaryota; Fungi; Ascomycota; Eurotiomycetes; Eurotiales; Trichocomaceae.
AUGUCUUCUGAGCGCCUCGAUUAUAUCAGGGGAUUUCUGGACACCCUCUACACAGACGAUGAAUUUCUCAACUCUUUUCUCGACUGCAUUAUCGACCCCCAAAAUAAUGAUGGCUUUAAACUGCUCAAAAACAAAGGAUUCGAGUUUCAACCCGGAGAUUACAAUCUUCUAGGGCAGCUUCGUGUCCCGAACAAACACUUCGAAGUCCGUCUAGCUGGCGGCGCUUAUCGAUUCCAUACCAACGAAAACCGGUUCUGGGAGUUACUAGUUGAUUCCAAGGCAAAGGCCAUCUACAUUGACGCCAACCUCGUUGAAAACCAAACCAUCGAUGAUGAAGGCCAUGUCUGCUUCGCUUAUGCCGAAUACAACUUUCGGCUGCGAUUCGAAGUCCCCUGGAUUCUAGGCGAGGAGCGACCAAAUCACUUUGGCUUUUCAGGGCAAAUCACAAAAGCAGAUGGAGCGUCAACCCAAUCCAUCCUGGGGCAUCGCAUCUUCCCAAAAGGAAAUGCUUUCAGCCCUGAUCUGCCUACCAAUCCAGACCUUCCAUCCAGCCAGACGGCGUCAGAGGAGUUGAUGGAGAAGGUGGACAGGUUCAUGCGCGAAUUGACAGGCAAAGCGUACGCCGUGAACAUAGACCUGAUCGAGACGUGCAGGCCAAACGGCGGCGGCAGCAGCAGCACAUCGGCAGCCAAUUUAUCGGAUGCGUUUUUAAUGCUGCCCAGUCUCCCAAACGGAGAGGAAUUAUUGACUGCCACCAAUGGUGUCUUUUCAUCGGCCGGACUCGCUUUUCGCGCCACUGAGACGUCUGGUAAAGCGUGGGCUGCGGCGCUUGGAGGAGUGUUGGGAGCCACUGGAUCUUUGCUUACUACGUCGGUGAAAACCAGACUUGUGGAUGACGGCCAACGGCGAAUGACAAAUGAUAUCCUGAUAAUCAAGGUGCGCAAUGUCGAGGACAUGUUGAGUGAGAAGGGACGGGAGUUGGUCAACAACGUAGCAUUAUCAGAGCUGAGGAAUAGAGAUUUCGUGGACCAGGUCCGGAAACAGUUCCGCGAUAACUACUAUAUUCCCUGGGCAAAGCUGAAUAUGAACACAUAUCUUCGCUCAGCAUACUGGACUAUGCGCAAAUUCUGGUACAAUGCUUGGUUGAACUGUUACAACAAGGCACUGGCCAUUCGUUUUGAUGAGAACAUGCCCAAGGCUUCGAUGGAUGCAUUGUUCAAGCAUUUCAUGGAGCAACGGUGGGCAACAGAUGUUGCCCCCAGUAGAAUCAAGGAAAUUUCACAGGAGAUUACAGACAAAGAAAGGGAACACGACGAGAAGAUAGCAGCUAUUGAUCGUGAGAAACAUCUAUCAGAAGAAGACAAGGAAAAGAAAAGGGAAGACGUGAGGAAGGAAUUUAAGCGACAAAAAGAAAAACUGGAAGAGGAACAAAGCAAGAUUGACCACGAAACCAAGGAUAUUGACAAUCGCAGAAAGAAUGAGGUGACUAAGAAGCUUCUCGAAAGCAUCAAGCACGAUGCCGAGGAGGCGAGGCAACGAGAGUUACGAAGAGUACGAGCAGAAGAGAAAUUUCAUUAG